AUGGCAGCAGAAGGCUCCACUACGCCCGCUCGGGGCCGGAAACGCGCCUCGAACGUUGUCCUCUCCGACACGUCCGAGGAGGAGGAUCACCCGACUCCGUCCAAACCGCCCGCGGGGAAGAAGAAGCGGACUACCAAAGUUUUACCCACUACCUCGUCUGCCGCCGCAAACUCGGACGAGGGUGAGCUGAACAGCGACGAGGAAGUGGAGAGGGAGACGCCGGUGAAGCGGUCGAGGAGCGAGGCGCCGGCUGCGAAUGGUAAAGGCAAGGGGAAGGGGAAGGGGAGGGCGUCGGCAGCAGCGAACGGCGGGGACGAUGAGGAUGGGAGUGGGGACGACGGUGCAGGGAGCGGCGAUGAUUUUGAGGGAGCGCCGGGUGGAGGUACCAUGCGCCCAGAGUUCCAGCGGGGAGAGGACGGAUACGUUUCUGGCUCGGUGGUCCGGAUGAAGCUCGUCAAUUUUAUGACGUAUGAUCACGUCGAGUUCCGUCCUGGACCGAAUCUGAACAUGAUUCUCGGACCGAACGGGACUGGAAAGUCGUCUAUCGCUGCCGGGAUAGCGCUGGGUUUGGGCUUUGGAACCCAGGUGAUGGGCCGAAUCGAUAACCUCAAGUCGUACGUCAAACAGGGAUGCGAAGUCGCUUCCAUCGAGGUGGAGAUCAAGGGGCGUCCGGGCCAGCCGAACCCCAUCAUUUAUCGGCGAUUCGACAAGGAGAAGAACGGUUCUGCUUUCAAGCUCAACAAUAAACCGGCCACCCAGCGAGACAUCAAGGCGCUCGUUGCUAGCUUUGGGAUUCAGGCGGGUAACCUCUGCUCCUUCCUUCCUCAAGACAAGGUGGCCGAUUUCGCCAAGUUGGAUCCCAAGCGGGUGCUCAUUGAGACUAUGCGCGCAGCGGGUGACUCGCGUCUGUCAAACUGGUUUACAGAGCUCUGCGAGCUUGGGAAGGAGCGACAUGGGAUGGAAAAUACGCUCGAGGAGACCAAGGCUGAGCGCGAUACUGUUCAAAACCAAGUCAAUUUGCUAGCUCCCGAUGUGGCACACUUCUUGGAACGCGAGGAUCUCCAGAAGCAGGAAAAAGUACUUGCAUGCCUCGUCAUUGCCGCCGAACGCUACACGCUCGUCACCGCCCUGGCCGAGGCCAAGCAGCAAAAGGCGGAUCUCAAACGCGAAAUGGGCAAGCGCCUCUCGCGUAGCCAGCCCAUCAAGGACUUGCAAGAUCAAACGGGCGAGAAUGGAAAGCUGAGAUGGCAGCACGUACAAGAAGAAGGUCGAGGCGAUCCGAAAGCGGACUUCGUGGAAGCGCAUCUCGACCAAGGUGAGCUUCUGGCUGUGGAGUUGGGAAACUUCGAGGACCAGCUCGGGCGGAUCAAGCAGAUUGUCAAGCGAGAGGAGAAGGCCAAGGCGGAUAUUCAGGCGAGAAUUCGGCAGGCUCAGGCUGUUCUCGACCAGCCCGUGGAGGAUAUGGCGGCUCAGCAAACCGAGCUCCAGCAGUCCAGGGUUAGUGAUUCUAAAACUCUCUGGACGGAGAUGCAGCAGGCCAAGAAGGAUUUUGAGGAUGUCGGGGGCCGAUAUGGGGAGAUGCAGAACAAGAUGUCGACCAGGCACGAGCGGCUAUCGAGUAUCCAGAAGCAAAAGGAAGAUGCCGCCAGGAGCGUCGGAGGCGGAUCCAUGAACUACAUCCUGAACUGGCUGGAGAAGCAUGGCGACGAGUUUGAAAAGCCGGUGUGCAAGCCGCCGAUGAUCUCGGUACACGUCAAUGAUAGGCGGUAUGCUUCGCAGGUCGAGGCGGGAACGAACUUUGGUCAGCGACAAACCUUCAUCGUGCAGACGAGAAACGACUAUAAUCGUCUUUUGGAGCUCGGGAGGCACAGCUUCCCACCUUGGCAGAGGAGGAACCGGGAUGGCCGAACCCAGCACAUGCCUGGCGGGAAGGUCCAGCUUUACCUCUCUCAGGUGCAUGUGGAUGAGACCUCGCUCAACCCCCACAAGCCUUGCAACAAAGAAACGUUGAACGGACUUGGCUUUGAAGGCUGGGCGAGCGACUUUGUAGAGGCAGAAGCGCCCGUCAUUGCCUUCCUGAACGAACGGUGUGGUCUCUCCCGACUCGCCGUCACUACUCGAAACGGUGACCGGAUCGACGCGGACGCAUGCGAGCGCGCCGGAGUCUCGAGAUACGUCACGUCAAGCGAGAUCACCACUAUCGGGCGGUCGAGGUAUGGUCGGAAAGACACCUUUAUGCGGACGGACCGACUCCGGCCUGCUCAGGCAUUCAACAUUGCCGUAGACACCGAGGGCCUGCAGAAGCUCAACGAUGAGAUGACGGAUCUGAAGCGGAGGCGGCGGGAUGCAGAGGGACCGCUUGAUGAGCUCCGGCAAGCGACGGAUGCGGCGAGGGAGAAGGGCAAGGAGCUGAAGGGGCAAAUGGUCGAGAUCGAUGCGGGCUUGAAGGAGAUCAGUGAGAAAAAUACGGGCAGGCGAAAGGCCGCCUUGACUAAAUGUGAGUCUACUUCUGCUUUGGCUGGAGGCUGUACAGCGCUGAUGCCGCUCCUAGCCCAAGCGGAGGCCGACUUGAAACACGUCAAGACCACCGAUGUGGCUGCCAAAACGGCUGAACUCAAGGCCAAAAUCCAGGCCAAUCUCGAAGAGCGGCUCGCGAUUAUUGCCGAGGCGCAAACCCAGCAAGAGCGGUAUCUUGCUUUUGGGCAGGCGAUUUGUGCCCGCCGCUUGGAGCUCAUGCAGGUCACGGCGGAUCUCAAGGCGAUUGAGCAGAAGAAGAAGGAGUCUUCGGGGGAUAUGGAGGAGUUGGAGGAGGAGAUUGGGAAAUGUAAGUCUAGCUGCACGAAGUCGAACCGGUAUGCCUACGUCCAGCUCGUGAAUGUCCGUGUACCGAGCUUACCCUUUCAGCCACUGCACGACCGCACCCUCCCUCCGGCGGUAUCGGCCGAAGAGCUCGACGCAGAUCUGAAAGAGGUCAGAGUCAAGCUGCAAUUAAGUGUCGGUGUCGACCGGUCCGUCGUGGACCGACACAGGAGGCUGCUGACGACACAGCUCGAAGUCCUAGUGGCAAAUGCAGACGAGCAAACCAAGAAGGCCGAGAAGGGCAGAAAGCGGAUCAAUGCUAUCCUGGCAAACUUCGAUCCUGCUCUGGAGGAAUUGAUCAAGAUUGUCGACGAAAAGUUCUCAGGGGCUUUCCUGCGUAUCGGCUGCCAUGGUGAAGUCAAGCUCGACCGCGUCGAGGGUAAUUACGAGGAUUGGGGGAUCAACAUUCUCGUCAGUUAUCGGACGGACGAUGCUUUGCAGAUUCUGUCCGGGUCGAGACAGUCUGGAGGAGAACGAUCCCUCGCGACCGUCACGUACCUCAUGUCGCUCGCGAGCAUGUCGCGGACGCCAUUCUCGCUCGUCGAUGAGAUCAACCAGGGGAUGGACCAGCGCGCGGAACGGGGCGUGCAUAAUCAGCUGGUGGGCGUGACGUGUGAUCAGGAUGCUGGACAAUACUUCCUCAUCACUCCCAAGCUUUUGACGGAUCUCAGGUACCACAAAAAGAUGAAGAUCCUGAAUGUCAACAAUGGUAUUUGGCCGCCGGAUGGACCGGAUUCCAAGUGGCCAGACUUUAAGGGGUGUCUCAAGAAGUAUCGCGCGGCCAAGCGGAUCACGGCGUAG
Messenger RNA from Dioszegia hungarica, 3660 nucleotides. RefSeq names its product putative nucleus protein. The coding region runs from base 1 to 3660 and encodes 1219 amino acids. Gene Ontology annotation, cellular component: Smc5-Smc6 complex. The transcript is spliced from 22 exons. Lineage: Eukaryota; Fungi; Basidiomycota; Tremellomycetes; Tremellales; Bulleribasidiaceae. The record is from RefSeq and is a predicted model, not a curated record. Gene Ontology annotation, molecular function: ATP binding; ATP hydrolysis activity. Gene Ontology annotation, biological process: double-strand break repair via homologous recombination.